This is a messenger RNA of Sorex fumeus (smoky shrew), 3832 nucleotides long. RefSeq names its product interferon induced with helicase C domain 1 (gene IFIH1). Gene Ontology annotation, cellular component: cytoplasm. The record is from RefSeq and is a predicted model, not a curated record. Bases 351 to 3395 code for a protein of 1014 amino acids. The transcript has 16 exons. Gene Ontology annotation, molecular function: double-stranded RNA binding; ATP binding; DNA binding. NCBI's taxonomy places the organism in Eukaryota, Metazoa, Chordata, Mammalia, Eulipotyphla, Soricidae. Gene Ontology annotation, biological process: response to virus; positive regulation of interferon-beta production; innate immune response.
AGGGUGGCCAGGAGGAAAAGUGGACGCUGAGCUCCCACCCGUUCCAACGCGCCGCGCUUGGCGUCCAGGUUUCCAGUCGCUGAGCGCUCAGCAGGGGACUCCAGCGCUCCUGGCCUGCCCGCGCACGGCCGGGAUCCAGAGGACCCCAUCCCCCUGCUCAGCUUUGCACGAGCCCAGGUGCGUUCAGAGCUCGCUUCCGAGCGUCCUAAGGGCCCCCGGUGAGCGGUGGGCAGUCGAUUCAGCGCAGACCCCGCGGCUCCCGCCCAGGCGGCAAGCAGCCGCGCGCACCCGUCGAGCCUAGAGAAGCAGCCGGUGGGGGGUUGGGGAAGCAGCUCCUCCUUGCCCCAAGGAUGUCGAGUGACGGUGCCACAGACAAGAAUUUCUGCUACCUCAUUUCGUGCUUCAGGAACAGGUUGAAGAUGUACAUCACGGUGAACCCGGUGCUGGACUACCUGAGCUUUCUGUCCUUGGAAGAAAAGGACCAAAUUCGGCAGAAGGCCGGGGAACUCGGGAACUACCAGGCGGUGGAUCUCCUGCUAAGAAAGUUGGAGAACGGCAGGUGGCCCCAAGGCUGGGCCACGGAAUUUGUUAUGGCUCUUCAGCAUACUGGCAACAGUUUAGCUGCCCGCUACAUGGACCCCAAAGAUUUGCCCUCUCCGUCCAUGGAGAAUGCCCAUGACCAGUGCCUCCAUCUGUUGACUCUCCUUCAGCCUACGCUGGUGGAGAAGCUUCGGGUUAGAGAUGUCCUGGAUGAGUGUGUGGCAGAGGAUCUGCUGACCCCAGAAGACAGAAAUCGGGUUGAUGCUGCAGAAAAUGCUGGAAAUGAAGCAGGUGUAAGAGAACUACUGAGAAGGAUUGUGCAGAAAGAAAACUGGUUUUCUCCUUUUCUGACUAUUCUAAACCGAACUGGAAAUGAAGCACUGGUGGAAGAGUUAACAGGCUCCAAUCUAUCUGGAAGCAGUGCAGAAGCUGAGAAUUUAUCACAGGAAAAUGGUCCUGAAACUCAAGAACCACUUGUUUUAACCAUGGUUCAGCCAAGUCCAGAGAAAGAUUCUGAUACGUCAUUGGAAUCAUCUUUCACAGUUUCAGAAUCAGACACAAGUUUGGCAGAAGGAAGUGUCAGCUGCUUAGAUGAAAGUCUUGGACAUAACAGCAACAUGGGCAGUGAUUCAGGCACCAUGGGAAGUGAAUCAGAUGAAGACAAUAUGGAGAAAAGAGCAUCCCCUGAUCCAGAAUUGCAUCUCAGACCUUACCAAAUGGAAGUUGCCCAGCCAGCCUUGGAGGGGAAGAAUGUUAUUAUAUGUCUCCCUACAGGAAGUGGAAAAACCAGAGUAGCAGUUUACAUUGCCAAGGACCACUUGGACAGAAAGAAAAGAGCAUCUGAACCUGGAAAAGUUAUAGUCCUUGUCAAUAAGGUACCUUUAGUGGAACAGCUCUUCCGCAAAGAGUUCAGCCCAUUUUUGAAGAGGUUUUAUGCUAUUGAGAGAUUAAGUGGUGAUACUCAGUUGAAAAUAUCAUUUCCUACCGUUGUCAAAUCGAGUGAUAUAAUUAUCAGCACAGCUCAGAUUCUUGAGAACUCCAUUUUAAAUGCAGAAAAAGGAGAAGAUGCUGGUGUUCAGUUAUCAGACUUUUCCCUCAUAAUCAUUGAUGAAUGCCAUCACACAAAGAAAGAAGCUGUCUAUAAUAACAUCAUGAGACGUUAUUUAGUGCAGAAAUUAAAAAACAAUAAAGCCAAGAAAGAAAACAAACCAGUAACUCCCCUGCCUCAAAUAGUGGGUCUUACAGCUUCCCCUGGUGUUGGAGGAGCCACAAAGCAAGCCAAAGCUGAAGAACACAUUUUAAAAAUAUGUGCCAAUCUUGAUGCAUCUACCAUUAAAACUGUGAAAAUAAAUCUUGAUCAGCUCAGAGACCAAAUAAAGGAACCAUGCAAAAAAGUUGUAAUCACAGAUGACACCAGAGAAGAUCCAUUUAAAGACAAAGUUUUAGAAAUAAUGACAAGAAUUCAGAGUUUUUGCCAAAUGAGUCCAAUGCAUGAUUUUGGAACUCAACCUUAUGAACAAUGGGCCAUUAAAAUGGAAAAAAAAGCUUCAAAGGAAGGAAAUCGCAAAGACCGUGUUUGUGCAGAACAUUUGAGAAAGUACAAUGAGGCCCUUCAAAUCAAUGACACGAUCCGAAUGAUUGAUGCAUAUAAUCACCUUGAAAUUUUCUAUAAUGAUGAGAAAAGAAAGAAGUAUGCAGUUCAAGAAGAUAAUUGUGAUAAUAGUGAUAGUGACAGUGUUGGUGAUGGAAAUGAGGAUGAUCAAAAGAAACCUUUGAUACUGAGUGAGGCAGAUGUAUUUCUCAUGAAUUUAUUUUUUGAAAACCAGAGUAUGUUGAAAAAACUGGCUGAAAAUCCAGAUCAUGAAAAUGAAAAGCUGACCAAAUUAAGAAGCACUAUAAUGGAACAGUUUACAAAAUCUGAAGAACCAGCACGAGGUAUAAUUUUUACAAAAACACGACAAAGUGCAUAUGCACUGUCUCAGUGGAUUACUGAAAACAAGAAAUUUUCAGAAGUGGGAGUCAAAGCCCACCAUUUGAUUGGAGCUGGGCACACCAGUGAAUUCAAACCUAUGACACAGAAUGAACAAAGAGAUGUCAUUAGUAAAUUCCGCACAGGAAAAAUAAAUCUGCUUAUCGCUACCACAGUGGCAGAAGAAGGUCUGGAUAUCAAAGAAUGCAAUAUUGUUAUCCGGUAUGGUCUCGUCACUAAUGAAAUAGCCAUGGUGCAGGCCCGUGGUAGAGCCAGAGCUGAUGAGAGCACCUACGUACUGGUUGCCCCGAGUGGGUCAGGAGUUGUUGAACGUGAGACAGUUAAUAACUUCCGAGAGCAAAUGAUGUAUAAAGCCAUGGAUCGUGUUCAAAAUAUGAAACCAGAGGAGUAUACUCGUAAGAUUUUGGAGUUACAGAUGCAGAGUAUAAUGGAGAAGAAAAUGAAAAUCAGAAAAAAUAUUUCAAAACAAUAUAAGGGUAACCCAUCAUUAAUAAAAUUUCUCUGCAAAAACUGCAGUGUGCUUGCCUGCUCUGGGGAUGCUAUCCAUGUAAUUGAGAAGAUGCACCAUGUCAAUAUGACACAAGAAUUCAAGAACCUCUACACUGUCAUAGAAAACAAAGCACUAAAAGAAAAGUUUGCUGACUAUCAAACAAAUGGCGAGAUUAUUUGCAAACAGUGUGGCCAAGCUUGGGGAACGAUGAUGGUGCACAAAGGCUUAGAUUUGCCUUGUCUCAAGAUAAGGAAUUUUGUAGUAUUUUUCAAACAUGAUUUAUCAAAGAAACAAUACAAAAAAUGGGUAGAAUUACAUAUCCGAUUUCCUGAUCUCGACUAUUCAGAAUAUUGUUCAAUUAGUGAUGAGGAUUGACAUUUAAAUCAAAUCUCUCUUAAAACAUCAGAAAUUUAGCAUUUUUCAUGAUUUUGAUUAAUAUUCUCAUACUACAGAAUUUAUGUCAGAGUUAAUAAAAGUAUUGCAAUUCUCCCUUGAACUGUGUUGAGGAAGACAAUAUGUUAUCUUUUUGAUACCCAGCUUGUUAGUGGGAAAGAGUGAAAAGUCUACCAAUAAUAUUCAGUAGAGUGGAGCAUCAUAAUGCUUCAGAAGUAAUGGAGAAAAAAAGUUGAGUAUACAAAAGAAUCCCAGAUUCUAAUCUCAGUAUUAUCAUUCAUUUCACAAUAAUGCAAGUCCGUUCAUCUUUCUGAAUGAGCCUCUUACUACAUUAAAUGGUUAUAGUAUUAUGUACCUGCUUUUGUUUUUAUUAGUUUUUUGUUGCUAUUUAACAAAUGAUCACAAACUUUUUUUUUAAA